AUGGCCGAAACAGGUACGUCAUUAACAAGGCACCUCGAGUCACGGUCUGAUCCGUUCGUCGCAGGCACCAUCGCUUCAAUCCUCGGGGUCGCAGGGGCCGGUUUCAGGCUGUCUCUCAUUCUCAACGCCAUCAGCUGUGAGAUUGUCAAUGCCGGCUUCGAAGUCCACGGCAUAUCCAAGGGAGUGACUCUAUUCUCCACGAUGCUCAAACAAACCGGCGUGGUCCUCCAGGCGGCGGAUUCAGUCCAUUCCAACGAAGCAAUCGAGACUGCGAGGUCAAUAGCGGAUGAGGGCACUCGAGUCUUUGAUGAAAUCCACGACAUGUUGGAUCGCUUGGGCACCAAAUCCAGCGACGGGAAUGCUACACCCAGUCUUCAGCAGAGAUUCAGAUGGUGUUUCAAGAAGAACCGAGUGACAUACUUAAUGGCGCAGCUGGAGAGUCUAAAGUUGAGCCUGGCAGUCAUGCUGCAGGUUAUCCAGCUGGGACAACUCAUGGCAUCCACUUCCCGCAGAGAUCCUCCCGAAGAAGUCGCAGUGAAGACGGAAGCAAUCAAGCAAGAACGAUUGGAGGCACAGAACGCUGUCAUUGUUCGCUACUGGCAGAUGAGUAAGAUGGACCGUGUCUUUGAAGCAUCAAGGAGAGAAGAGGAAGAUGAUCGUCGAGCCAGCAUCGAUAACGAGGCAGCCAAGGAUGAUGAAUUGAAGCUGGUGUCAACAAAUGAGUCGGUUUCCACAUACGACCCACCUCCGCCAGAAUAUGCACCCUCGAGUGCGCUGAUCAAACUCCCGGUGUUUUCUCUCGGUGAACUGGAUCAGACUCUCCACAAAAUCAAGGGCUCGCCGAAAGAGAUGAUUCAGGUCUCGGAUCAAGCUAUUGAUCCCCUCCUCGAACGCUGGACCAACUGGCGUGAAGUCAGGGAAAGGCGACAUCAACGUGACUCUGGCGGACGGUACGCGCCGUCGGUGCAGCACCUGAAUGAGGAAGAUGAAGAGAUGCCUUAUCACGAACGUUUCCGAGAACGGGAUGACAUUUCUCGGGGAUAUUAUCUUGAGGGAACUACCACAGAUUGGAGAAAACCCAACUCUUCGGCAGCACGACAUGAGGCCUACCGGAGGAGGAAACGAUAUGAGAAUUACCAGCCUAGUGUGAGUGCUGCUAGCAGCGAUGUCGAGGAUUCUCCUGGAAGCGCCAGCUCUAAAAGAAGAGUUGCUCGGCACCAUGUCAUUGAUUCCAGCUCCGAAUCAUCAGCGUCAGAGGCAGACGUUGCGAAGCCCAAACCCCGUCGGCGAAGUAGUGGCGCGGGACACGUACAAGAGCGCAGGAUAUCGAUCCCCGAAGGUGCUCCAAUCACGCAUGCACAUACUACCGUCCAACCUCCUACAUGGGCGACAUCUAAUUCCGCAAACAACACAAACAGGCCUCUAUCCGCAACACCAGGUCAAUCGACAGCAUCCGGCCUACUCUCCCCGGCCUAUCAUUCUCCUGGGCAUCGCCCUUGGGCAUCUCCGGAUCAGAACAUGGGACACCACAGCCUAUCCACGCCCAUCCCUGCCCUACAUACAGCCAACAACGCGCCGAAUCCCUAUUCUAAUUACUCGACAUAUGGGAAUGCCGUAUACCCCCAGUACCCAGUUCAGUCUCAACUACACCCCCCUUCACCAUACCUACCACCAUCAAGUCCGCAGUCAAGAUACUUGCAACAACCAACGAGCCGGAUGGGUUUGCCACCACGACCUGUCUCUCAAGACGGUAAGCAAGCACGGUCACCCUCCCGUCUAUCUUCACAUAGCGCGACGCCGCGAUCACACGGAAGAGGUGACGGCGACAAGCGCCAUGCCAAAGAAAAAUCGACGAAGCAAAACCUCAAAGAGAGUGCUACCAAGGGCUUGCUUGGAGCGGGGGCAAUUGCAGGUUUCUUGGAAGCUCUAGAGGGCCUCAGCCUCUGA
Messenger RNA from Exophiala spinifera, 1947 nucleotides. RefSeq lists its product as uncharacterized. The record is from RefSeq and is a predicted model, not a curated record. Lineage: Eukaryota; Fungi; Ascomycota; Eurotiomycetes; Chaetothyriales; Herpotrichiellaceae. Bases 1 to 1947 code for a protein of 648 amino acids. The transcript has 2 exons.